This is a messenger RNA of Brachypodium distachyon (stiff brome), 716 nucleotides long. RefSeq lists its product as uncharacterized. Bases 132 to 482 code for a protein of 116 amino acids. The record is from RefSeq and is a predicted model, not a curated record. The transcript has a single exon. NCBI's taxonomy places the organism in Eukaryota, Viridiplantae, Streptophyta, Magnoliopsida, Poales, Poaceae.
GGCCCAUUUACACCACUCGCCGCAACGUCCCCAACCCAGCAUCGUCUCCGCAGAGCAGCCCCCAAAUCGGCGACCCUCUCUCUCUCCGAUCUCCAAUCCUCCACUUCGCACACACGCACCAACCGAGCACGAUGCGGGCGAUCUCGUCGGCGGCGGCAGGGAUGCUGCGCGCGCGGCUCAGCGGGGCGGCGCGCGUCCGCGGCGGGCACGGGGAUGGCGCGGGGCGGUGGACGACGCCGGGGCACGAGGUGCGGCCCAAGGGCUACCCCAUGAACCGCACACCGCCGCCGCCGGGGGAGUCGCGCAAGUGGGAGGACUGGGAGCUUCCCUGCUACGUCACCUCCUUCCUCACCGUCGUCAUCCUCGGCGUCGGGCUUAACGCCAAGCCCGACCUCACCCUCGAGACCUGGGCGCACGAGAAGGCGCUCGAGCGCCUCAAGCAGCAGGAGCUCGCCGCGUCCUCCGACGCUCUGGCCGAGUGAUCCGCGCGUCACAGGUCACCUCGAAACCUAGGUGCUUCUGUUUUGCUUCCAAUAAGAUUAUUGUGAUGUACGAAUCUGAUAUGGAUGGAAAACACUGGCUAAACACUGUAUUUCUGUUCCUGUUUCGUUCUGAAAUUUGUCUGAUGAUGGCGAUUCCCUUAACAUUUUGAAAUGCUUUGCGAUGCCAUAAACAUUUUGUAAGGCUUUGCGAUUAUAUUAUCUUCUUUAUCCUUU